UAAAAGGCGCACUCAGAGAGGAGACACACUUGGCUUUUAGUGUACCUCCGCUUUCUAAACCUCAGCAGCAGUGAUCCUUCCUUUCUUUUGUCGUGCUUCAUACAUAUUAAAUACAUGUCUUUUAUGAUGAUGAGGAAGAAGAGGUUCAAGUUUAAAGUGGAUGUGGAGCUGGAGGAGUUGUCAUCUGUCCCUUAUGUGAACGGGGUUCUCUUCUGUAAAGUCCGACUGACUGACGGAGGGUUUUCACAAGAGUCAUCGAGGGAGCCGGUUGUGGCUAACUGUGUUAAUUGGAAGAAAAUGUUCUCAUUUUUAUGUAAAAUGAAUGCUAACGCGGUGACAGGGGUGCUGGACCCAUGUGUGCUCCGAGUAUCUGUAAGAAAGGGGCUUCGUACAAGCUUGAGGUUUCUUGAGGUUUUAAAUAAUUUAUUGGAUUUCUUUAUUAAGGAGCUGAAAGGUGGCAAGACGUUUGCAAAGCUCGGCUAUGCUGAUUUAAACCUGGCUGAAUUUGCCGGCUCAGGAAACACGACACGACACUGUCUACUAGAGGGAUAUAACACAAAAAACACACGACAGGACAACUCUAUACUGAAGGUGGUUAUUAGUAUGCAGCUAAUGUCAGGUGAUCCAUGCUUUAAAACGCCUCCAUCCACUGCAAUGACCACUGGUUUUCCUGGAGAUACAGAGAUGUGUCUUCAUGAAGACAGAAGAGGAGAGACACAGAAAACAACUCACAUCUGUACAGAAACUCAAAGAAAAGGCACCGGUGGUCAUGGUUCUGUUCCUGAUGAACUGGGAAAGUGUGGCCACUCGAGAACAUCCAGCUAUGCCAGCCAGCACUCCAAGGUCUCAGGUCCGUGUUCAUCGCGUUACAGUACAGAUCACUCACGUUCAUCUAGCUUGACGGAGCUCUCCCAUAGAAGGAACUUAUCGGUGGGCAGUGCCUCCACGGGGAUCGGCAGCCUACCAGAGCCCAGUGAUGAUAAAGAGUCCCGCCCACGGGCCUGUACCCCAGUGCCACAUCACCUUACACCAUCACACAGUGCCAGCAGGUACCCUGUAAAGCAAGACUCGGUCGAGUCUCAGCUAAAGAGAGUGGACGCUACAAGAGUGGACGCUGAUGAUAUCAUUGAGACGAUCUUACAGGGACAAGACUUUAGCCACAGUAUACUGGACUCUAGUGCUGAAGAGGAGGGUCUGCGACUGUUUAUUGGACCUGGAGGCAGCACUGCACUGGGCAGUCAGCAUACCAGGGUUGGACCUAGUGCCUUUGAACAGGUGGUUAUAAAGCGCUAGACUGAAUAACCGCAGGGUAAGAUGAUGUAACAUCCCGUGUCAAAAGAGAGGACAGCAGCUGGGUACUCGACACAUUUAUGAGAUCAAGGAGUCACUGCUUCCCCUUGUGGGCAAACCGGAGAAGAUCACAGAUUAAGAUGCCUCUGUCAGCUGGUUCUGAUAACAGGCAGCUAAUCUUAUUGUAAUGUUGCUGUAUCUCAACUGAAUAGAUGUUUAUAGUUCUCACAGUCAUUUACAGAUGGGACCUCAAAAACGUUUAAAGACCACUAUGGUGGAAGUGCCAAAAUGUUUUAUAGUUUUUAUACUUAUGUAUGUGGAAUUGCUUAUAAAAACUUUUUAACUGUAAUGAUGAAAUGCACUUUAAAGUAAUGGAUAUUUUGAUAAAACCUUUUUGGUUUAUCUUUAACGUUUAUGAAUACGUACAUUAAUAGAGACUAUGCAUUUUCAGUAAAGCACGGAUAUAGUCUAUACCACUAUAUGGCUAUAUGUUCGAUUCCAGGUAGGUGUAGAGUUCUCAGUAAGAUCACAGCAAUGUCACCAUUGUGUCACCUCAAGUAAACUCUGUAAAGGCCAAUUCACAAUGAUCCAACAAACACCAACAUUUCUCAUUUGUUCGUUAGCAGUUGUUGGAUCAGUGUCAAAUGGCUUUAAAAUUAAGUUUUAAUAAGUAAAUGUUAAAAAAAUUGAAGGUAUUGACUUUUGAAAGGAGAGAUGUUGGGCUCGGUUACCAAACAGGCCUCAUGCACGAACUGAAACACAGCAGAGCUGAAAUUUGUACAGAAAAGGUUUUAUUUAAAUAUGUAUUAAAAAUGUAUUAAAAUAUUAAACAGUUAAAUGUUGUUAAGAUUUGUUUUAAAUGUGCAGUUUUUCAGGUUUUAUGUUUUUAAGAUGUUAAAGUUUUGCUUUAAGUUUUUGUAUAUGUAAAAGGAAAACAUGAACUGUAUGGUUUUAUUAAUAUGUUUAUAUGUGUUUAUAUGUAUAAGUUAAUGAAAAUGUUAACAAAAUGUAAUGGUUUUAAAUCGUUUUAAACUCAGAAAGAGGUCACAUCUAAAUUAUUGUUUGUUUAUUAUAAUCUGGAGCUCUUCAGCAUUGAUAUAUGCAUGUAUUAGAUACACUCUUCUUUACAUUUACAUCUAUGGUUAGAACAAACAUAAAAUACUGCAUAUAAUAUAUGCACUAUUCUCUGCAUGUAAUAUUUCUUUGUACAGAUGCUUUCAGUAUAAUUUUUGUUUCAGCAAAUGUAUGUUAUAUCUGCUGUUUUUGUAUGUUUUUAGUCUUGGUGCAAUUUUCUUUGUACAGAGUUGAUAUUUGGUUGAGCUUGUGAUUUUUAUGUUUAGGUUAAAUUUUUACAAGCAUUUCUGUACAAAAAUUGAGAAAACAUUUCAUUUAAAAUAAUUUCAACUAUAUUGAAGUAAAAAUCCAUCUCACAAAUCAAAAUAUGUACAGAUGGAGUUCUUUAUUUAAAUAUGGAGAGGAUUAAAUGGAAUUAAGUUAGUGUAUUGUGAGAUUAUGACAAUAAAUGCCAUUAUUUUAAGUAAAUAGAUGAUCAAAGCUUUAAUGUGCAAGGGCACGUAUAUCUGCAGUCAGCUACUGUACACUAGAGGCUUGUGUUGCCAAAUCCUUUGUAAAUAGCUAACUCCCAAACAAAAGAGAUACAAAUAGAUUCUCAGUGCAACAGUAAACCUUUUCAUGAAAGCUAUUUUUAGUGAUAGACUUAUUUAUUGAAGUGGGCGAUAUAUCGACCAGUAUUUGUACAAUUUUUAUUAUCCGCAUCAGCCAAUAUAUGUUUCUGUUCCUUAAAUUUGUUGUUUAUAAUGGAGAAAAACUGAUGUGAAGCCAAAGUCUGACAGAUAGUAAUGACCAUUAUUCACUUUAUUCACUAUUUUAUUACUAUUAUUCACUUUUAAUGGGAAGUUACAUUGUGUUUCACACAACAACACUCUGGUGCAGAAUCUGUCAUCCACAGCAGGCCUACGUCUUGUAAAUAUUUUUCAAGUACUUUGAAAGUGAAUGUUUAUACAUAUUAUGCACAACAAAUAUUUCAACAAUUUUUAAAUUUUGUUUGUAUUUUUGUUUUUCUCACCGGUUUGUCUCUCAUUUAUGGUAAUGACAUUUUUGUUAUAUCAGCCACACUUAAAGGAACAUUAUGGAGGAUUGUGGCCAAAACUGGUAUUGCAAUCACAAAACUUGUGGCUAAAACUGGUACUACAAUCACACAACUGGUGGCUAAUACACAAAAUGACAACAUAAACAUCAGUUGAGGGCUGCAACUCCACUUUUUAAAUGACAAUAUCCUGGCCGGACCACUGUUGUCCGUGAUAUAAGUAUUUGAAAUAAAAAUGAUUUCUUAAUGUCUAGUGAUAUAUCAGGGCCAUUUUAUGAUUAAUUGAUAUAAAUUUCUUACAUACUGUUCCUUUAAUAUCAAUUAUUAAUAUUUCUCAAUAUCGGCAUAAAAACCUACAUCGGUCGCCCACUAGUUUUUACCAAAAGUUUUUAAUCAUACAGAUAUCUCAAAUGUUAAUAUUUGGUGGUACCACUGCACGUAUCUGUUAAAGUUUUUAAAGCAUUUUUUUAUUAUCUUUAAUAUUAAGUGCAAAUUUCAGAAUUGUCACGUCCAUAACGGAGAUUUGUCCACAACGCUGUUACUUCCUCAUGAACACAUACAAAACUUAAAAUAAAUAUUAAAUUUUCUUUGAAGAGCCGUCCCUUCUCCAUUGGGUAUUAUUUCCUUUGGAUUAUGCAUUUUAAUUCACAAAAUUCCUAUAAAGUAUGAUGUCUCUCAAAAACUUGUGCCUUCUUUUUCUCAUAUCCAUAAUGCUUGCAUGUUUCCCUCAUUUAAAAUAGAAAACAUGAGUAUGGACUGAUAUUUUUCUGAUGUGUGGACCCUAUCAUCCGGGGUUUG
Paramisgurnus dabryanus is the source of this 4195-nucleotide messenger RNA. RefSeq names its product EEIG family member 2a (gene eeig2a). The record is from RefSeq and is a predicted model, not a curated record. Lineage: Eukaryota; Metazoa; Chordata; Actinopteri; Cypriniformes; Cobitidae.